AAUCCGAGCGCUUGUUUGAGUUGGACAAGAUAUAGAUGACACUCCCCCACGCAGUUGUUUCCUUGUUGUAGCGCGCAACGGAAACACAAGACAAGCAAAAAGAUAUGACUUCUAUGAGACUUUAAUGGAUAGAGCUUUCAUUGAGUGAUGGCGCCGCUGUGGAAGUCUGCCCUGUUUGCCACUCUGUGUCUGUGUCUCCCAUGGCUAGUCUUGCUCCAACCAUGCUCCGACUCAUGCAGAGCCUGCGGCGGGCCGGACAACAACACGUGCUUUGCGUGUAAAGACGGCUGGAUUCUCCAUGAGCGCCACUGUGUGGAUGUUGAUGAGUGUGAUCACAAGCUGGCCGGUUGCCCGUCGAACACCUACUGCUUUAACACUGAGGGGUCAUUCGAGUGCAGAGGAUGCGAUCCUGCAUGUGUGGCGUGUAUGGGCAGUGGUCCAGCUCGUUGUAAGAAAUGUGCCAAUGGAUACACCAUGACUGGCACAAAAUGCGUUGAUGUGGAUGAGUGCAGUGAGAAUGAGCUGAUGUGCCCUGGCCUGGAUGAGUUCUGCGUGAACAAGGAGGGCUCGUUCUACUGCCAGUGUGCUAAAGGUUUCCGUCGGGAGGAUGGUGUCUGUAAAGCCAUUAAGACAUCUGCUGCUCACGAGAAGGGCUUGUUCGACGACAUCCAGGAAGAGGAGAUGGAGGUCCUCCAGCAGAUGUUCUUCGGCGUGAUCCUCUGUGCUCUGGGCACGCUGGCGGCCAAGGGCGACAUGGUCUUCACCUCCAUCUUCAUGGGCGCGGUGGCCGCCAUGGCAGGGUUCUGGUUCUCGGACAGAAGCGAUCGACUGCUGGACUCCAUGUUGAGAGGACGCUAAUGUUGUCUGGACAUAGUUACACACACUCACUCACACUCACACUCACACUCACACUCACACUCACACUCACACUCACACUCACACACGCAUGCACACACACACACUCACUCACUCAUACUCACACAAACACACACACACACACACACACACACACACACAUACACACACACACACAUACACACACACACACACAAACAUCCAGAUCAUCAAAUCAAUAUUAUGCACAAAAGUACACACAUACCUAUUAUUUAUGAGGUUUCACCGGGCCUGAGUGUGUCCAACUCUGUACUCUAAUAUUGUCUGGACAUAGUUACACACACACACACAUAUGCACGCACGCACACACGCACACACACACACACACACACACACACACACUCACACUCACACUCACACACAAACAUUCAGAUCAACAGGUGUUUCACCUGGCCUGAGUGUGUCCAACUCUGUAUUGUGUGUCCUGAGGUUAUGAAUGGCAUUACUAUACUCUAAAUGGCCUUAAUGGAGUCAGAGAGGGUUGAAAAGGAAAUGAAUUGUAUUGCUCUAUCUGCUCUAUCUUAAUAGUAAUCAAUGAUCUUAGAUUGAGCCUUUGUCACGUCCUGCCUUCCUAUGCUACUGUUGUUAGGUUAGCCAAACAAUGGUUAAGAUUUGGAAGCCUGUUGACUCAGUAAGCAUAAUUCUGAUUCUGGAAUGAUUGAGGGUCAAUUGUUCUGCCUUCGUUAGGUUCUCAAAUAACAUUAAUUUUUGUGAGUCACCUUGAGCAUAUCUUUUGUAUCACCCCACCCAUACCAGCUGUGGGUGCUGGCUUUGAAAAGUAGCCCCUUUGUGUAGUUGGAGCACGACGCUGACCAUAACAAAUUCAUUCACUUCAUGAUGUCCCUUAUUUCAUUUCAUGCUCAUAUGGAAUUUGAACUACUUUAAAACAACUGCAAUAAAAAAAGAAAUGCUUAUUUUACUCAAACAUUUAGAAAUGCUAUUCUAAUGUUGUUCAUUACAGACCCAAAAGGAGAGGAAAUAUUUCACUCUACAUGUUAUGGUUAUGGUUAUUGCUGUUUAGCAGACGCCUUUGUUCAAAGAGACAUACAAAUAUGCAUUAAUAGUGUCUCCCACGCCGUCUGCCAGACAAUGUUCCAAAUACCUGUGAUCUCAGCAGCCUGUUCCGCGAGCCUGUUCAGGAGCAGUUGAAAUAUUUCACUCUACAUGUUAUGGUUAUUGCUGUUUAGCAGACACCUUUGUUCAAAGAGACAUACAGAUAAAAAAAAAACAAUAGGCCUACAAUAAUUAAUCUAACAGUGAACAAUUUAAAAAAGUAGGGAAAAUAGCAAUAUAUACAAUAAACAAUAUCAUUUCAAGCAAUAACCUAAUGAAAAUAAACAAUGAGUAUGUGUAGGGAAUAUGCAUUAUUAGUGUCUCCCAUGUCGUCUGCCAGACAAUGUUCCAAAUACCUGUGAUCUCAGCAGCCUGUUCUGCGAGCCUGUUCAGGAGCAGCUGUCUCCCAGACAGUUGUUCAGCCGGUCAGACUGGUGAACGCAAACAGGUGGCCAUCGAUGGCUUCAGUUAGUGGCUACAGUAAGUUCUCUGUGCUCCUCUGCUUGUAGUUCUGGAUCAUUCUCAGCACAAGUCUGUGGGAAAUUGUUAAUAUUGUUUCUCUGAUAUAACACACGGUUUGUUAA
Molecule: messenger RNA, 2531 nt
Organism: Sardina pilchardus (European sardine)
Lineage: Eukaryota; Metazoa; Chordata; Actinopteri; Clupeiformes; Clupeidae
Gene: creld1a
Product: protein disulfide isomerase Creld1
Exons: 6
Coding region: 148-858 (236 amino acids)
Molecular function (GO): calcium ion binding
Source: RefSeq, a predicted model, not a curated record